Messenger RNA from Aspergillus alliaceus, 3684 nucleotides. RefSeq names its product glycoside hydrolase family 71 protein. The transcript has 4 exons. Lineage: Eukaryota; Fungi; Ascomycota; Eurotiomycetes; Eurotiales; Aspergillaceae. The coding region runs from base 1 to 3684 and encodes 1227 amino acids. Gene Ontology annotation, biological process: mating projection tip cell wall disassembly. Gene Ontology annotation, molecular function: glucan endo-1,3-alpha-glucosidase activity. The record is from RefSeq and is a predicted model, not a curated record.
AUGUUUGUGUGGUCGAUCCUGCUGACCUUGCUUCUAGCAGGUACCAGCCAUGGCAAAGCUGUAUUUGCUCAUUUCAUGGUCGGUAAUACUGGAAACUAUACAGAAAAAGAUUUUCAGGAUGAUAUUGCCAAGGCUAAAGAAGCUCACAUUGAUGCCUUUGCCCUGAAUAUGGCAAAUGCCGACCCUCUUAAUGAUGCGGUGGUAUCAAUAUUCUUCAUGGAAGCUGAGAAGCUUGGGUUCCAGUUAUUCUUUUCCUUUGAUUAUGCAGGUAAUGGGCCCUGGCCUAUGGGCGACGUGAUUAAUCUGAUCAACAACUAUGGCGGGAAGGCCUCCUACUACCACUACGAGGGCAAGCCCCUGGUGUCGACCUUUGAAGGCCCUGAAAAUUCAGAUGAUUGGUUCAUCAUCAAGCAGUCUACAGGAUGUUUCUUUGUACCAGACUGGUCCUCCUUGGGAGCCAAGCCAGCAGUGGAGCUGGGCACGGCAGACGGUCUUUUUAACUGGGCUGCGUGGCCAUGGGGAGGUCAAGAGAUGAACACUUACGUCGACGCUUCGUACACAGAAUAUCUUGAUGGCCUUCCUUACAUGAUGCCGGCUUCCCCAUGGUUCUAUACAAACCUUCCUGGAUACAAGAAGAAUUGGCUGUGGCGAGGAGACAACUUGUGGUAUGACCGGUGGCAGGAAAUCUGGUAUCUCAAGCCACCGUUUGUUCAAAUUAUUUCCUGGAACGACUAUGGCGAGUCUCACUAUAUUGGACCACUGCGGGACUAUGCCAUGGACGCCUUUCACAUUGGCCGAGCUCCCUACAAUUAUGUCACGGACAUGCCCCAUGAUGGCUGGCGGCUCUUUCUUCCUUUUUUGAUCGACACCUAUAAGUAUGGGAAAGCAACAAUUGAUAAGGAGGGUUUGACUGUUUGGCAUCGACCGCAGCCUGCGUCCGCAUGUAGCUCAGGAGGGACCUCUGGUAAUACUGCGAGUCAACUCCAAAUUGAGUUUCAUCCAAUCGAGAUCGUCCAGGACCACAUCUUCUUCUCUGCUCUCCUCAGCGCUCCAGCAACCAUCACGGUCAGUAUUGGUGGAGUGUCUCAGCAAGCCAGCUGGACUUGGCAACCAGACGGAGGUGUCGGGAUCUACCAUGGUAGUGUCCCUUUCGGGUCUAGCCUGGGGGAUGUCGUCGUCACUCUAUCGCGCUCUGGAAAGCAGAUAGCCCAGGUCCGCGGCAGCUCCAUAUCCACGAAUUGUAUCAAGGGAUUGACAAAUUGGAAUGCCUGGGUCGGCAGCGCCAGUGCGAGUGAAAGCGUCAAUGCGAAGCCGGAAGCGAAUCUUUUCAAUCAGAAAUGCAUUAAUGGCACCGGGGCCAAUAACUUUGCUGGUCUAUGUGAGUUUGGUUGCAAAUAUGGCUACUGUCCUCUCGGUGCCUGUUACUGCCAACUCCAAGGGGAGCCACGGGAAACACCUAAUGCGACCGGUCCCAUGGGCUAUCCUCGGGCGGGACUCGAUGCCAGCUAUAGCGGUCUCUGUGCGUUUGACUGUCCUCAUGGAUUCUGCCCAGAUACUGCAUGCAGCACCGUCUCUGCACCGCUGUCUACUCCCACUGUUUCACCCUUCCUGCCUCCGGCAUGUAUUGGCGGUACAGGGGAAGGCAAUCUCGCCGGUCUUUGCGACUUCGCCUGCAACUUGGGAUUCUGUCCUAUCAAUGCGUGUACAUGUACCGCCCAAGGUGCUCUUCACACGCUUCCUGAAGCAACAGAUAAGGUUGGUGAAGCGGGUCCAGGGAUGGACGAAACUGUCUAUGGACCCCUUUGCGCGUUCACCUGCAAAUAUGGAUACUGUCCUGAAGGUGCAUGUGCCGUGUCUACCUCUGGAGGAGGCGAUGGCAAGGGCUCCGGUGAGGUCUAUGUAGAUCCAGACAUCUUUCUGGAACCUUCCCCUGUCGUCGGAUGUAUUCCGCCUUGCACGCUGAUAAUGCCAGACCUGCUCCUGAAUGCCCCAACGACGAUCUAUUUAUCUCCAGUGGCUACGUCCAUUGUCUUGGGACCGACCACUAUCAAGACCGUUUACCCCAGCCCCAUUACCACCACGGCUGUGAACUAUUUCAAUAUGCCUGUCGGUGCCAGCCAGACGAGACCCUUCUCCUUCUACCUGACACCCAGCCAUUCUCCCGACCCGGUUACAUUGGAGGCCGGCGGUACUUCCACCACACUCAUCCUGCCUCCAGUCUCUGUCCAGUCGAUCCCAGCGGGCGCUACAAUUACGUGGGUAGAGACGUCUCUUGGAACAACUGAAUACUACACCAAUGGGGAGACGUACACCUAUUCUGAGGCACAGUUCCCGUCUCUCUCCGAUCUCGCGACUUCUACAGUCACGACCACGACGCUCCCUGCUCGGACCUCAGCGGCCACCUCUGCGACCUCAACGACAGUUGUUCCAGUAUGGGUCCAGGCUGGGGGCUUCUAUUGGUCUCCAGUACCCAAGCCUACCCCGAAGCCGGGUGAUAUGCCCGUGCCCCCACUGCCCUCAUUUCCUCCAAUCCCAACUGCACCAUGCUUCAAACUCUUCAAUCUGUUCUCGAUUGACUGUCCCCCGAAUCGAUUCAUUCCAACAACCACUUUCAGUAGCCAUGCCCCGUUCCCCACCUGUACCGACACCAAUAGCCCUGGGUGCGGUCAUCCAUGUACCUCGAACUGCGGGAGCAGUUCCAGCGAUGAAUGUACCACGCAUACAGCCACCAAUUACUGGGUUACUUGCUCUGGCACCAGCUGCUCCACCACAAAGACGGCCACUUUUACCGGGUGCUCAGUAACCAACUCGGCCACGACAACGGGCAAGUAUUGCCCGACAGGUGUCACGAUCGACCCCAACGACGACCAGGGGGCGAAUGGAUAUCCCCCCCGAACGACCUCCACCAUCACCACCAGUAUCCCGGAGAUCGCCGUCGUCGGGGGCGAACCGUAUACAGUAACGGGAGGAACCAUUAACGUUGACGGCACGACUAUCCGGGUGCCGAACGUGGGCGGCCGCGAGCAGGUCAGCACGACAAUAGGCAAUGUGCCCAUGGUUAUCAUCCCAAGCUAUUCGGGGACGAUAGCCGUGCCGCUGUUCCCAACGGCCAUCCCAACAGUCUCUGCCACAACAACGACUACAAACAACGAGCCCUCCACCUCUUCCGAAACAACGACCACGACCAAGACCUCGACGACAUCCUCCCUACCGUCCGCGACGGCCGCCAGCGGCUGCAGCAGCACCGGCAACGGCUCCUGGAGGGUUGUGCGCCGCUGCUGGAACAAAUGCGACCCAGGCACGGGCUCGCCCGUUGGCGGCGACUGGGCGGAGAACGACCCCUGGUGCUGGAUAGCUAAAAGCGGCAGCGAUUCGUAUUCCAAUUGUUUGAAGCAAUCCGACUGUCCAACCGACUUUGAGUGCGCGAAAUCAUGGGGCUGCGUUGUUCCACUGUCCGGUGGGUGUGCGCCUCAGGGCGGCAACACCGGGUUAGAAGCCAAAAUCUGCUGGAGCAGCUGCAAUGAGAAAACCGGGAAGCGGACGAAUGAUAAGUGGGAAGAGGGCAUGCCGUGGUGCUGGCUGCAGGAUUACAGUUUUGCCAGCUGCGAUAAGGACGACGACUGCAGUGCCACCACGGAAUGUGCCCCUGAUCAUUGGUACCGCGGCGGAUGCGGUAAGACCUAG